AUGGACGACUCGGAAGCCGCCGAGCCCGCGCCCGCCCCUCAGCCCAACGUUUUUGAGAAAUUAGCCGAACGAACGCAUUGCAGGGUGGUCAACGUCCAACUCAGCCAUUCGCCGGUGAGUUUAGAAUGUGUGCCGCAUAAUCAUCCACUAUCAAGCCAAAUUUAGCAAAAAAAUUCAAUUUUCGGCAAUUUUUCGCUAUUCUGACAUUAUUUUAGGUAGAGCCUGAAAAUUCAGACCUUGCAAGAUCCGGAAGUAAACGUAUAGGCAGUAAAAACCUAUUUUGCAUUAUUUUCAAUCGGUUUUUUGUAAUUUCCCCCACUUUUUUGCGAUUUUCCACCUUAUUUUAGUCUAAAGUAAUAUCAGAACUAAAAUAAUAUCGAAAAUAUCGCAGAAACUCUUAGUUUCUUUCAUUACAUGUUAUAAAAAGGCCAAGGAUGAGGCACUGCGUAUUUUACCCUCCGAUUUUUCGUUUAUCUAUCGAUUCGCACCUUUUCCGCCUUAUUUUAGGUAUGAAAUGUAUAAAAAUUUGAAAAAAUAUCCAUUUUCUCGUCUUCCAGACUGGCAAAAGUUUCCUAAACCAAGAAAAAAACAAUAGUAAACGUGUUUUACCUUCAGUCAGACCACCAUGGAAUCACAUUGGGCCCGAACUUGUUGAUCCGCGCCAUUCGAUUGAACUCGUUGGCCAGUGAACACUUGAUCAUUGGGGAUCAGCUGUUGGCCGUGAAUGGGGAACUGGUUUACACGCUCGAUGAUGCGGAGGAACUGCUCGAUCAAAUGGGAACUGUAGGUUUUUCGGAGCGGUAUUUUUGGCCAAAAAAAAUUUUUUGGGUACCGACACGAAAACUUGAAUGAACUAAAAAAACUGAUAAAUUUAGGUUUUGAUGGGAUGUAGCGAGGGCUAUGGAGCAUUUUUAUUGAAAAAAUGUAAAAUACCGAUGUUUUUUCAUUAUUUUUGGGUCCCACCACGAAAACCCUGAGUAUCACGAAAGCUUUGGUUUUUGACCCUAAAAACAUCAUUUUUUCAGCUGGAAAUUGCGGUGCUUCGACCUGCCUACAAAUUUCCGUUGACUGCGAACCGAGCGAAAGCCGCUGGCUAUCGACGAGCCGCCAAUAGCACCAACUGUUUCGUCGCCUACGUCAUUGUUCCACCGGCGUGUAGGGCCGGACUGAAAGUCAAAUACACGAAAGGAAAAUUUGUUGUGGCUAAUGUGAGUGGAAUCUUUGGAAAUUUUUUUGGAAUUAAAAAAUUUUUUUUUAAAUUUUAAAUUUUUUUUAAAAUUUUUUUUUUAUUUUGAUGUCUAAAAUGAUUUCAGAUAUACGAAAACUCGAUUGGCUCAUUCUUCUUCCUCGUUGACGACAUUGUAAUCGAUAUCGACGGCGAAACGUUCAGCUCGUUUCAGGUGUUUCGGUCCGUUUUUAAGCGCAAAUGCAAAACCCAGCAGUCAUUUACAAUGGCCAUAGAGCGGCCGGAACCCAACAAUCGGAUGCCAUUGAUCCUUCAGGCGGCGGAUUAUUGGGUGAGAAUUUGUAUUUUUUUUGAAAUUGAAAAAAAGUUUAUUGCACGGUGCAAAAAUUUUGUGAUUGCACGGUGCAAAAAUUGCUUUGAUUGCACGGUGCAAAAGUUGUUUUUAUUGCACAGUGCAAAAAUUUCUUUGAUUGCACGGUGCAAAAGUUGUUUCUAUUGCACGGUGCAAAAAUUUAUUCAUCGCACAGUGCAAAAAUUUUGUGAUCGCACGGUGCAAAAGUUGUUUUUAUCGCACAGUGCAAAAUUUUUUGUGAUCGCACGGUGCAAAAGUUGUUUUUAUCGCACAGUGCAAAAUUUUUUGUGAUCUCACCGUGCGAAAAUUCUUUUGUUUGCACAGUGCAGAAGUUGUUUUUAUUGCACAGUGCAAAAUUUUUUGUGAUCGCACGGUGCAAAAAUUGCUUUGAUUGCACGGUGCAAAAGUUGUUUUUAUUGCACAGCGCAAGAAUUGUUUUGAUCGCACGAUGCAAAAUUCGUUUUGAUUUCACGGUGCGUUUUUUUUAUUGAUUACACAAUGCGAAUCUGCGACAAAAUUUGUCGAACGCACAGUGCAGAUUGUGCAAAAUGAAAAUGACUGCACAGUGCGGGGAAAAAAUUCUGUUUUUUCGCACUGUGCAAGAAUUUUUUUUUAAUCUAAAUAACGAUACAGCCUUUCUCUAAUUUCUCUUCCAAUUAUUAAUUUUCCAGACCAACCUUACCGUCAUUGACCCGCCAAUUGCGUCGGAUGUGUACCUGAUCGGUCAACGGGAAUGUCUUCGGAUUCAGGAGUUCAGACGACGCCUGUUGCUGUCCAAAAAUGAACAAUCGGACAAGUCGAACAAGCGGAGCUCGGACAAGGGCUAUAGGGACGACAGUGCCAAGAGGACCGAGUAUCAGUCCGUUAUUUCAACCGCGCCACAAGGGCCACCUUCGACUUUGGUGAGGAAGGAUCCUCUAUCUGUGAAGGAGGUUGGGUCGACGAGGACGAGAAAGAACACGAAAAAGUGAGUAAAUUACUUUGCUUGCUCGGUUUGAUCGAAAAAUUUGCGAAAAAUUGGGAUUUUGCGGGAAUUUUUGGUUACUGUAGUUUUCGUGGCGAGACCCAUAGCACUUGAAACGUUAUAAAUUUACUGAAUUAUCUCGUUAUGCCUUUGUUAUUUCGCUUUGGUCGACAAAAUUAAGCUUUUUUUAAGAUUUGGCGGGAAAUUUUGGGUUACUGUGGUUUUCGUUGUGGGACCCGAGCCAGUUACGGUAUAAAGUAAAUAUGGUGUCAGAAAAUAUUCUGAGAUUCUCUAAUAAGGUAUAAAAUGACUAUAUUUGAUCUUUACAAACAGUUUUCGAAACGACUUUGGGUUACGGUAGUUUUCGUUGCGAGACUCAUUUUUGUCAUCAAAAAUUUUUAGUUGGACGCCUAAGUUUUGCAGAUGUAAAAUAUGAAUUUUUAAUUGAAUAUUGUUCGUGUCUAGGACUGCCAAGUCGCUGGGUUACUGAAUUUUUCAGAAUUUCUUACCUUUCAAUUUUCAGAAGCAAGAAGCUCAGAGUCCCCGCGGGAUCCCAGGAAGAUUCGAAAAGAGUAAGAAAAAAUUUGAAGGGGCGAUUACAAAGUGUGUCCAGGAACUACAAGAAGAGCCAGAUGAAAGACAGACACACCCUGAGGGCAAGAGGCAUCGAUUGGUUCAAGAAGAAGAAGGGAAAAGUCUUGGUGAAUACGGUAGGUUACAGUAGGAAAUUUUGAGUUUUUUACAAAAAAAAAUUUUUUUUGCAAAUUCAAAUUUCGUUUUUUCAGGCCAAAAACGACGAAAUCAAAGUGUGCAGCGACGUUGAGGAGGGCACACGGCUCCAAUCCAUCACUCCGGCCGAAGAAGGGGGACUCGGAUCGCGGAUUCUGGACAGCGCCCGAACGUUUUUCGGAAUGAAUCGAAAACUGGACCAAGAAGAACGCUUCCCCGGCACGGAUCCCAAUCAACCGCCGUUACAGCCGCAAACACCGCCCGCACCGCCGCCCGCAACCUCUCCACUCCCCACGCCGGAUCCGAAUGUCAGCAAACCGCAAUAG
Molecule: messenger RNA, 3557 nt
Organism: Bursaphelenchus xylophilus (pine wood nematode)
Lineage: Eukaryota; Metazoa; Nematoda; Chromadorea; Rhabditida; Aphelenchoididae
Source: the annotation of a GenBank genome assembly